CGCACUUGUUCAUAUGUGACGUCACUUGCUCAAAGUUUUUUAGGUGAGGUAUUCUUAGUUUUGGUUGUACCAUAAAGAGAGGGGACGUAGAGAGCCUGUCGUCUAGCCCAGGCAGUCUGUAAACAAGAUGCCGCUCUUUGGGAAAUCACCAAAAAGUCCAUUAGACUUGGUGAAAAACUUAAAAGAGGCAAUUGCAAACAUUGAUAAACAGCAAAAAAGGACAAGUGAGAUCAUCACGCAGAUGAAGCUGAUGGUGUAUGGAACGGCCGACCAGGAGCCUUUGUCUGAGCAAGUGGCGCAGCUAGCUCAGGAGAUGUACCUGAAUGAUAUCUUCAAGCUCCUCAUAUUCAACCUGAACAAGAUAGACUUUGAGGGUCGUAAGGACGUGGUGUUGAUCGUGAACAAUCUGCUGAGACGGCAGAUCGGGACACGCACGCCCACAGUGGAGCACAUCAGUGUCAGGCCACAGAUACUUCUCGAGCUUGUGAAAGGGUACUCGGUCCCAGAAAUUGCCCUCAAUUGUGGCGUUAUCCUCCGUGAAUGUUGCCGUUACGAAUCACUGGCUCGACAACUUCUAGAAAUUGAAAUCUUCUUUCAGUUCUUUGAUUAUGUCACUUGUUCUACAUUUGAUAUUGCAUCCGAUGCCUUCUCAACAUUCAAGGAAGUUCUCACCAAACAUAAAAUGUUGUCUGCAGAUUUCUUAGAAAAAAAUUAUGAUGUAGUUUUCUCAAAGUACCAGACGCUAUUAAACUCUGAAAAUUAUGUAACAAAGAGACAGGCCUUGAAGCUGUUGGGCGAGCUGCUCCUUGACCGCCACAACUUCACUGUGAUGACCCGCUACAUCAGCAACCCAUCCAACCUCAAACUCAUGAUGAACAUGCUAAGAGACAAGUCUCGUAACAUUCAGUUUGAAGCCUUCCAUGUAUUCAAGGUAUUUGUGGCUAACCCCAACAAACCCAAACCUAUUCUGGAAAUUCUACUUAGGAACAAAGAAAGAUUGUUGGAAUUCCUCUCCAAAUUUCACAAUGACAGAUCUGAAGAUGAACAAUUUAAUGAUGAAAAAGCGUAUUUGAUCAAGCAAAUAAAGGAUCUACAGGCUCCAGACAACCAACCAGAUCAGCCACAGGAACACCACCACAGAGAGGAUUCUUAACAGUUGGUUUUGAUUUUAAGCUGUAUGUAGUUGUGAAACAAGCAGGAUGUCCGUGCAGAGUUACCUGCCCUAAGGACCUCUCUAGUGCAAAGAGACAGCAAAGUCAGCACGGCCAGCCAGACCCCAUGUUUUUUUCUACAAACUAAGCUACAUUGCACAUAUUUACCCUCUGUACAACCUUACCAUUAUUUCUCUUUCUCUACAACUCUUGCUUUGUGAAGGUGAAAAGGUAUUUUCCUCAUACAUUAAGAAAUUUCUCAUCCAUAUUGGAAGUACGAGAAACAAUAUAUGUGACAGACAAUCUUACAGGAGUCUUUUUGCUACGUAGGUUAAGUGUUGCAUUUGAUAACAGAAUAAAUAUCAGGGUUAUUUUUCUUCUUUAUUUCCAGAUUAGCGUGUUUUGUGAAGGAAAUAUGAUUUAACACUUAAAUGUAUGGUAGAUUAUUUCUCUCAAAUGAUGUUAAUUGUAUGUCUGAUCAAAGAGUUGUUGAUACCUAUCUGUAAGCCUUAUAUUGUGAAGCACUCUUUGAAGGAUAAGAGUAUAUGCUAUAUGGCCAGGAAAAAUAGGAAACCGAAUGUGUUUGUAAUUGAAAAUAUAAAGUUAAAUGUUUGAAUAAGUGGUGUGUAUAUGUUGCUGUCUUCGUAGGAAGGAAAUUCCUAGUGUUAAUUUCUCUCCGUCUUGCAAGCUUAAGUUCCAUGUGUCAAACUUCUCACAGUGGUCAAAUAGUCUUACUGUCUGUUGGUAUCCUGAGUUGGUAAAUUAUACACUAGUGGUUAUAGCUGCAAGAUUGUUAUCCAAUUUCCCAGCAUAUUGGCAAAGAUGUAUUCUGCUUUUGUGAUAGUUUCUGUUCUCGAGCAAUGACACAAUUAGGAAUUGAUUUAAAAACAUGUAGAGCAACAUAAAAACCUGAAGGGUGGCAGAGAUAAACAUGGUUGAUAUACAUGGUAUAGAUAACUCAAAUGUUUUUUUGAGACAGCAGUACCUGUUAUAAGCUUCCUGCUCGUUUAGAGAAUAGACAAAGAGGAGUGCUUUAUGAAAACCAUACAUGAGUUAAAUUGUUUUCAAAGUUUGUGCAGUAGUUAGCUGUUCAAGAAUCGAUGAAACGAAACUUUUUCAAUAGUAGUUACUGAGUGGUUAUAUACCCUCUUAUUGCUUCUGUUGCCUGUAAAAAAAUAUUGUAAUAUACACUGGAAAAUAUGGACUCACAUUAAAAUUUGCAGUUUUUGUACGGGGCGCAGGUAAGGAUCACUUACAGACCUGCCUAGAAGUUGGUCAGGGGCGCUUAGUGUAGCAGGGUGCUUAAUGUGCUGAAUUCAUUACCUAAUCGAGGGGAUUCCUAUUGACAUGAAUUGCUACAUGGAUUUAAAGGGUAGAAAUGUUUGUUUGGUAAAUUUAAGUUACUGUAUUCGACGUAAUAAGCACCCAGGGCGCUCUCAAAAUUAAAAAUAGGGGGCUCUUAUUAGAAUAUAAUUUUGGUGCAAUAAAAAACAGAGUUGAAAUAUUGUAAAUUUUGUUUAUGCUGACCGCCUGAAAUGAUAUAAAAGAAAAAAUUGUGUGUAUUAUACACUAUAGAUAUGUUUUCGACAAUUUAAUUGCCCAUAAUUAAGGGUGAAUAUCAAACACGAAUAAGUAAGUCUUGUGUACAUUGAUCAAUCGGAAGGGGUGCUAAUUGGGAUUGUUCACUAGCCAAUAUAUCAGUAAAUAUUGCCGCGGCGCGUAUUAGAGCAGGGCGCUUAUUACGUUGAAUAUGGUAUAAUUUUCUUGGUUCCCAGACCCUCAUUUGUCCUUAAAUCACUAUUUGCUGGAAGUUUGUGUAUGUUUGGAGACAAACAAGUGAUGUUCAUUUGGAUUACACACUUGAUCAAACUGGAAAAAAAUUGGAAAAGAACAUCCAUCCCCUUUAGUUUUCAUCAUCCAAGACCAGUGGCUUUUUAGUUGACAUUGUCUUGCAUCAGGUUUUCACUGAUGUGUGUCAUUGCUGUGUAAAAUCCUGUAGAAUGUACUAGAUUCUAUAAACUAGUUUACAACUUCAUGAAAUAUAUAUGAAGUAGAAUAGUCAGUUUUUAUUUUGUGCGCAAAGGAUAUGUGUGUAUUCUGAAAUAUUAUGUGCAAUUAUAACUGUAAUGAUGGCCUGAUUCAAGAUGCAAUUUUUUAUUUUUCAAAAGGGAAUUAUCAUUACUAUAAACAAGCUUCCAUAGCUGAACAUGACUUGAACCAAAUGGCUGUCUGUGUGAUAAUCAGCCUCUAUAUCAGUCCUAUUCGCCAAAGGGUAUGCUUAUAUACUGAACAAGAAAAGUUAGGGAUGAUGUAUUGUCUUCACUAGAAAAAAAUAUCCCCAAAAUUAUUCAUGAUCCUUUUUUGUUCAGUUGGUUUUUUUAAGCUUACUUACGAUGGUGAUUGUAAUACUUUCAAUAUAUUUUUAUUAAAUUGGGAAAAAAAUUAUGUUUUGUUUACUUUCUUUCAUGUUAGGUCAAAUGACUUUUCCGUGUCAGUGUUGACUUAAGUUAGUUCAUUUAUGCAAUAUGGGCUAAUAAACGAUCAUUUUCAUUCAAAAACUUGUGUCAUUCCGAAAUAGGUCACAGAAUGUAUUAUGCUUGAAACAAUGUCAGAAUAUGACCAUUCAGAUUAACUAGGUUGAGUGUCAAAUUGAUGAAAAUUGAGGCAAAUAUUUUACUUAACAUAAUGUUACAUACAUUGCUUUCUGGGCUAUAUGUAGAACUUAGCUUCCGUCAUUGACAGCUGAUUUGUAUUUUCAAAAUAGUGGGUUUAUUUUCAAUCACUGAAUGUUUUGUGUACAUUAAGUUCUUGUGCUGACGAACAGCACAGAAGCAAGGCUUUGAAACUCUAAAGGAUUAUUUUGUAUACCAUCAAUGUUCUGUUCAUUAUCCCAAAAGUAGUUUCACUUUUAUGUUUUUUAUAAAAUGAAUGAAUAUUGCUUUACGCCACAUCGUCAGUUUAACUUGCAUGUGUACAGCUAUUUUCAGGCCUGUAUAUUUCCGUUUGUUAUGAUGUUACAUUUAUUGCACUGUAUUCUCCUUCCAUCUCGGCCACUCCCUCACACUCUCUUCAAAGGAAUUUUAAACUUUGUGAAAUUUAGAAUUUCUAUCAUUUUUCACCAAGUGUUUCCUUCCCUUAUGCUGCACAGACAAGGGCAUUUUACACCAAUACUUAGACGUAGCAGAUGGUCGACCCGCAUCAUUAAAGUCAGUAUAUAAAUAUGUGAAAGGAACCCUGAAUAAAGUGACAUGUUUGUCAGCCUCACCCUUCAAAACCAAAAUCUUACUUGGCAACCUGUAACUAUGGCAACGUAAUCCACUAGUAAAACUAUAAAGCAGCCCAUCCAUAUUAUACAGGCUGAUCUGUUUUCAGAAAACUGACUGUUUUAUCAUGUUUUAUCCCCUUAGUUAAACAGUUUAGGGUGCCAUUUAACAAAACAACCUUUGCACUUCGACUGCUUAGUCUGUGUUACGGUAUAGGACCUACGAUCACCUUACCACUAAGAUCGCUUUGUAAAACAGCACCCAGUGGGUAAUAUAUCGCUUUAUACAAUGGUACCCAGUGGGAUAUUUUCAAGCUGCUUCAUCUUUGUUCUGGUUCAUGCCGAGAAAUUGCAGAGGAAAUGCUGUUGGUUUUGUAUUGGCGUAUAUGACCAUGUAUCUAUUCCUCCUUGAUUUCCUGACGACACAGUGAUACCAACCACUGUCGUCUCUCUUAUGUUAGUCAUGCAUAUGCUUUGAUGGCUUGACCAAAUGACUGUUGUGGGGAAGUGUGUCUGUAACUCAAGCAGACAGCAUCGUCCCAGUAAAUGUGUGUCUGUCCUCGUGACCUACAGCCUGUUAAUGCAGUGUGUGAUUACAGUAUGCAGCGACACUGUAGCUCAAAAUUAAGGGGGUUCCACGGUUCAAAUGUUGGGCAAGAAUAUAUUUUACCAGACACCUUCUGCCCCUUUUUAUGUCUUUUUUUUUUACCUGCUAUUUUGGUAAGGGUUGUCGACAAGCGCCAUUCUUAGUAAUGGUUUCCAAGUUUUUCAGAUGCCAUGCUAAAAUAAUGGGUUUUGGCUUGCCACCCACACAGCGGCUUUAAUUAAAUGCUUUCAUAAGCCAAUGUAACAUUUAGUUACUAAAGUUAAUCAAACUUCUAUGCAUUUGUUGAAAAAUGUUCCCAAUGGAUGUUUGAUAAGGUUUCACAUGCCACUAUGGAACCUAUUUCCGAGUACUUUUUGUGAAUUUAUGUCUAAUUUUCCAUGGUUAUGAAUUGCUUUGAUAUUCAAUUUUGAGGUUUAAUCAUAUUAAACCAUUCUAAUGCAAUCAGUCAUUUUUAGAGCUUUAUUGCCCUAGGUUUUAAAUAGUAAGUCUGUUUCCUGCAGCUAUGUUAGCAACUUGGCGACAAACAUGGCGAAUAGGUGUCCGGUAAAAUGCAUGUGCACCAAAUGCUAUCACAGGAAUAUCAAGGACCACAAUAUUAAUUUCGAAAACUGUGAGCUACAUACAGAAUAAAGGUUCAUUUGGUUCAUGUACAGUUCAUACUAUUUUCAUAACAACUGUCUGCAGUAUCUCAUUCCAGAGAUAUGGAUUAGUUGCAGGAAUGUCACAAGAAGACAAGUUUGUUUCAUUUGUACAAAUCAAUUUUCUGUCAAGGGUUUUUAUUAGGAAGAUAGCAAUGGAACUGUUGUAACUGGAAUACUGCUUGGUAGAGUAGUUUUUUCAUUGCCUUGUGCAAGGAGACAGUAAUUGUUGCUUCGUUAUUUUGUCUGCUUGAGUUAGACAUGCUCGUCCUGGGCACACUGAAAACUGGUAUAUACAUAUAAAUAUGUCUGUACAUUUGUUAUAUAUAUUAUUGCACAUAUUAAGUACUACCUAUAUAUCUUUUUAUACAUAACAAGAAUAUUGAGUUUAUUUUAACUUAUUUUAAUCUCAACAUUACUUUCUGUAGAAACCCUACCCUUCGUAUUGUAAAGCAGUGAUUUGGAAAACUUCACCUUUUGGAGCCAACAAUAUGCAACAGCUGAUUUCUGUCAAAACUUGUGAUUACUGUAUUCGACGUAAUAAGCGCCCAGGCGCUCUCGAAAUUAAAAAUAGGGGGCUCUUAUUAGAAUAUUAUUUUCG
This is a messenger RNA of Haliotis rufescens (red abalone), 6259 nucleotides long. Its product is annotated as calcium-binding protein 39-like. Gene Ontology annotation, molecular function: protein serine/threonine kinase activator activity. Bases 128 to 1153 code for a protein of 341 amino acids. The transcript is spliced from 8 exons. The record is from RefSeq and is a predicted model, not a curated record. Lineage: Eukaryota; Metazoa; Mollusca; Gastropoda; Lepetellida; Haliotidae. Gene Ontology annotation, biological process: intracellular signal transduction.